ACUGAAUUAAACCUAAAAGAUAAAUUUCUGCCCAGCAACUGAGCGAUAAAAUCGGUGAUUGGAUAAAAAAAGGCGCGGCAAGUUACUUUCACUUUCUACACAGCUGUCAAAAUAAUGUAAAAAAUUAUAUGUAGCUUUAAAAAUAAUGUGCUAUUUUAACUAUUUUCACAUUUGUUGUUUUAAGUGUCAACAUUUGUCCUGACUUAAAUGACAUCUUCAGCCAGACGUCGUUUUUUCGCUCAGUUCUGUAUGAGGUAAAGUCACGUGAUUUCCCGGAAAAUCCAUAUGCGUGUUCGACCGACUGCACGCAGCGCUGCGCAGAACGAACAGCGUAUGACAUCACAGUAAAGCAAAAGCAGCUCGAAAGCACGUUAUGAUUUAUAUUAAACGAGAAACAUGGGCAUGCAUCGUGUAUUUAUUACAACAAUAAUGCAGUAUAAACGCUGAAAUAAUAUGAAAUAUAACUCUGAAAAUUAUCAACUUUUUGUCAUGUUUUAAAAUUACUUCAUGUAGAUUCAGCUAAUAAAAGAGAUUAUGUUUACUAUUUAACAUCAAUAAAUUGGUAUUGUUAACUUUUUGUUAGCUGUCCUAUUUAGAGAAUACUUAAUAGCAUAGUAUAAUUAAUUUAUUACAUAAUACAUUCUUAAAAUGAGGUUAAACUCAAGCCUUGGAAAAAUGUCACUUUUCAACCAAAUUUAGCAUUUUUCUAGACGUCUAUAACAACCCUAAAAAGACGUAUUUUCACACUUAACUUUUCAACCAGAAUUUCACGUCAUUUUGACAUCUGGAGAAGUCAUUUCAACAUCUUUUCAACGAGGUUUUGCUGAGUGGGCUGUGGGCAACAGACAAAAACCCAAUGUUUCAUUAAUUUGGGGAUUAUAAAAGAGCAUGUAGACAUAUAAGCAAUAUCAGAUGUUUUUAUAAGGAGUUUGUAAAUAAAGCUGUAUGCUUUGCAAAUAGUAUAUGAACAUGGAAAUGUUUUUGUUUACUGCUGUUGUUCUUAUCGAAGGUUUACAGUAACCACAGUUUACCUGUGAUAUUUUGUAGUAAAACCAUAGGAAACACACACAUAUGCAUCAUUGUAGACCUUACCAUAGUUUGAACAUGAUGUUGAAGUAAUAUGGUAUUAUUGGUAAUGUCAAUCAAUCUGCCAAAAGACAUGCUACUACUUUUACUAUAAUAAAAUCAUUGUUAAUGUAUGUAAGAGUAAUAAAGGUUAAAGUUACAGUAAUAAAAAGUAAUAAGCCUAAGGGUAAUUUAAUCUAUUACAUAUUUUUUUUUUUUUUUUGAUGCAUUACUGAAUUAAUUGCUGGCAAAGUUGAACAAUUAUACACAACAUAGCAACACCAUAUCCAAAUCUGAAGGUAAGUGUUCAAGGAAAAGAUGUUUGAAAACAUUUGUGAGAAAUUAGCUACAGUCUUUAUUUGAAUAUUUAUAAAACAUGACUAUGAAUUAAACAUGAAAUUGAAUGCACCAGUUACACUUAGAGCACAAAAAUACAAUAGUAUAAAAAUAAUACAUUUUUCAACAAGAACUAAAAGUAAAUAAAGGCCUUAUUUGUUACCUUAGCAACAGUCAUUUUUGAGGAAGUGGGCGGGGUUUGGGAAUUUCCGAGUUGCAGCAACAGAUGGCUACGCACGAGAGCACUAUUGAGUCUUUCGUUAGACAUGCAUGAAACAACAAACAAACCCAGACUAAACUAGACAGUUAGUUAAAGAGCCAUGGCAGGUAAAACAGAACCGUCGAUGUUUCUCUUCAAUGUCCCGCCAAUGCUCAUGAGCGAAUUUUGUAAAUUGAUGGACAGCGGUGUCGAUGGUCUUGGAUGGCGAGAUUUAGCUUCCCGCAUCCUUCCCAGUCUCCUAGAUGUGAGGUGCGCAGACAUGCAUGCGGCUGCAGGGAGGAGUCCAACUCAGGAGCUCAUGUGGUCGUGGGCCCAGCAAAAUAAAACAGUGGGGGAUCUGCUGAAGGUUCUGGAUCAGAUGGGACACCGUCGUGCUAGGAGUCUUUUUCAACCACAAGAUUCGUGUGUGCUGAAGUCAUCUUCACCUCCUCUGUGUCACAAGUUUAUUCCAGACAGUGAAAAAUCCAUGAAACCAUCAGCACUUCAUUCAGAGUCUGUAUAUGUUAAAGGUGAGAAACAGAAGUAUCCGAUCACUUAUUCAGACAUCAUAGAGGGAACAAGAAAUUUUCACCUGCAAAUGAAAAUCGGAGGAGGCGCGUUUGCCGAGGUCUACUGCGGAAAAUGGGAAAACAAAAAUUUUGCGGUAAAAGUUUUCAAACAGGACAAUAAGGCUGCUUGGAAGGCAUUGUGGGAAAAAUUCACCAAAGAGAUCGAAGUCCUACAACUCUACCAGCAUCCUAAUAUCUUGGAGCUAUGGGGCAGCUUUUCACAGGAAGAUCACUUCUGUUUAGUGUAUCCGUACCUACAUAAUGGAUCAUUAUUUCAUAGACUUCAUGAGGAAGUGAAAAUGCCUCUGUCGUGGCAGGAGCGACUUAACAUUAUCAAAGGAACAGCGAGAGCAGUUAACCAUCUACACACGGCACAACCUUGCAUGGUUAUUUGUGGAAAUAUUACAAGUUCAAACAUACUCUUGGAUGAGCACCUGCAGCCCAAAUUAUCAGAUUUUGGAUUGGCUCAUCUGAGACCCCAUACUGUCAACCAGAGCUGCACCAUCGUCAUGGAUACCGCCUCCCGUCGCAACCUCGGCUAUCUCCCUGAGGAGUACAUUCGAGAUGGCAAGCUGUCCGUCAAACUUGACGUUUACAGCCUUGGCAUAGUUAUACUGGAGACGUGUACAGGACAGAAGGUGAUACAGGAGACCCAGUUUUUGAGAGAUGUUGUAACAUCAGAGUUUGAGGAGAAGGGCUGUGUGGAUGCCUGUCUCCGGUUCUUGGAUCCAAAAGUGGAAUAUUGGCCUCCGGCUGUGGCUCUUUCUCUGCUUCGAAUCGGCCUAGAUUGCACAUCGAGCAGAAUGCGAGUUCGGCCCGGCAUGGAUGCUGUUCUUCAGAGGUUAAGCCAACUUCUUCCAAUCCCCGCAUCUCCUGAGGAUCAACCACAUACACUGGAUGAUAGCAUUGCUUUUCAGGGGCCCUACAGCGUCAAUGGUUUUGCUUUCAGCAUGCCUACAGAAGAUGACGAAUCGUACAGUCCCAUAGAGGGACACCAACCUCACGGAGUCAGCAGACCGGCGGCACCCUGUGAAUGCAGCCAGUCCGAGGUGACUUUCCUGAGUGUUGGAGAAAGUUACUCGAAGGAAUCUCUCCUGGAAAAUGACAAAUUGGUGUCAUCAAGUCCAAAUGUACAGCCAGACUCUGUUUCUCAUCCGGACUUGUAUGGGAGUUGGCCUGUGGAGUGCAGCUGUACGGCUGGUGCAGAAGCUCAGGGGUGUGAGGACUGCUGCGCUAAUGGCUUUGAUAACUCUGUCAUAUGUGUCACUUUAGAUGAUAGUGUGCACUCCUCUCAGGAAGACAUUAAGAAUCCAGCAAAAGAAAAAAUGAGGAAUAAAAUUCGCCUGUACAACCAAGGGUUAAUAAAAACAGAAGAACUUCUCUCUCUAAAGUCAGAUGGAUUCUGAUGCUUACAGGCAUUUUAAUCGUCGUUGUACUACUUUAUCACUAGACACCUUUAUUUCCCAGCAAAGCUCUUAAUGAUUUGUCCAGCAACUAAUAAAGCUAACAUAUGGAAUGUUAAGUUAUGAAAUAAAUAUUGUACAGUGGUCGUGUUAUUAUUUUAUAUAAAUAAAUAAGAGGAAAAUAAAUGCUUUUAUUGUUUUUAUUUGGCACAAAUAGUCUCACUACUUAUUCAUUUAUAAAUGUUUACAUGAGAAACUCAAUAAACAGAAUGUUGUCGAACAUUUCUGCUCAUUUAACAGAUUGAAAUACAGAUUUUGUAUGUAUUACAAACUCUUCAAUAACAGUUUGACAGUCUCCACUGUAUCUCUUUUGAGUUAUACCUUUCAGAAAUCCAUUUUUGGUUUAUUUGUUAAAUAUUUUAAUCAGUUAAUUUCUCUCUUUUUUAAUUUAAUGAUAAAUUAUGGCAGCUCCUUCCCUUUUUUACUUAAUAAUAUGUAUUUAUUUUGUCCUUUUUUUCAUUCACGUUUUAAUAGUUAUCAAUACACCUGACAGGUGAGUUAAUUUUUGUUUGCCUCGUGACUCAUUGAUGGGAUUAAAAAAAUAAUACGUGAAGUGGAGACACUUUUAUUUUGACAUUAUCACAUUGGCAUUAAAGUGCACUCCUCUUUGACGAUCUCCUCUCUUUUGAGUUAUAAAUUUCUGAAAUCCUGCUGUGCUUUUAUAGUUUCGAAGUUUAUUUGUUAAAUAUUUUAAUUAAUCGGUUUAUUUUACUAUUUUUAUUUUUUCUAAAUAUUACCUUACAUAUUUGAGCAAAUAUAAAGUGAACGAAGUUUCAUAUAAAAAUUUUCAUCAGAUUUACCCAGUUAAGUCACUUGUGGUACAACGUUUUAAAGUGAAUAUAGAAGAUAUUUGGGUUUUUUUGUAAAAUUUCCCCUGAGACUAUAAAUCAUUUAUUUUGGGAGUGUCCCAAAACCCAAAUAUUUUGGAAAGAGCUCAGUAGGCUACUAACAAAGAAAAGUUAAAAAGUCUGUUAACUUUGAAGAAAUUUAUGUUAUGCUAAAAUGUUUUGAAGAGUUUAAAAUAGAUGUUAAAAUAUAUUUAGAGACAAUAUCCACAAGCAAUAAAUUAAAAGCAAGAAAAACUAUAUGGUUAAGAAAUACAAUUUUCUCAUGUAAAUUGCCUUUCCUUUUUAUUUGUAUUCUCUUCCUCCUUUGUUUUUGUUUUUUUUC
Molecule: messenger RNA, 4802 nt
Organism: Paramisgurnus dabryanus
Lineage: Eukaryota; Metazoa; Chordata; Actinopteri; Cypriniformes; Cobitidae
Gene: irak3
Product: interleukin-1 receptor-associated kinase 3
Biological process (GO): protein phosphorylation; signal transduction
Cellular component (GO): plasma membrane
Molecular function (GO): ATP binding; protein binding; protein kinase activity
Source: RefSeq, a predicted model, not a curated record